Molecule: messenger RNA, 1227 nt
Organism: Daphnia magna
Lineage: Eukaryota; Metazoa; Arthropoda; Branchiopoda; Diplostraca; Daphniidae
Product: chromobox protein homolog 1
Exons: 5
Coding region: 232-969 (245 amino acids)
Biological process (GO): chromatin organization; negative regulation of transcription by RNA polymerase II
Cellular component (GO): nucleus; pericentric heterochromatin
Molecular function (GO): chromatin binding
Source: RefSeq, a predicted model, not a curated record
GCAAAGACGAAUGAUACGGCAUCUAGUGAUAACUUUAUUUGCAUUAUCUUUAGUUACGUCCAGGACUCCAGGUUACGUCUGUAUUGCAUUUGUCUGCCUUUGCUGCACAACUUCUUCGCCUUUCAUAUCUAUAUUCUUUUUCAUUUUCAUGAACCCUAGAUGGGGCAACUAUUAAGAAAAGAUUAGAUUUGUCAGUCCUGCUAUCAGUUGUUGAAUUAUACCAUUGACACCAUGAAUAGGGAUACUAAAAUAAAAAAGAAAGAAUUUUUGAAUGGGCCUACACCACCAACAUCUUCUGAGAGUGAAGAGGAAGAGUACACUGUUGAGAAGGUUUUGGAUCGGAGAGAAAGAAAAGGUCAAGUGGAAUAUCUCCUGAAAUGGAAAGGCUAUGAUGACGAGGACAAUUCCUGGGAACCAGAAGAAAAUUUGGAUUGCCCUGCUUUGAUAUCUCUAUUCUUAAAUAAGAGAAAAGAGGAGGAUAAAGAAAGAAAGAAAGAGGUUGAAAGGAUUUUGUAUGGAUCCUAUUGUUCAUCUAAGGAUCGGAAACGUCCGGAAGUGGCCGAAUACCAUAAUAAUAAAGAACAAAGGAAGAAGGAAACCAAAAACAAAGACAAAUCUGUGGCGAAGGAUACUGUGUGUUCCCCCAACCAUCCCAUUUUGGAUAGAUCUUCAUCCAGGGACGAAACCCGGAAUUACGAUUUAGAACAGAAGAGGGAAAAGGUUGCAGCAACCACUACCAAGGAAAAUGACCACCCUAAAGGUUUUGAUCGAAAACUCGAGCCUGAAAAGAUUUUAGCGGCAACUGACACUACCGGUGAACUAUGGUUUCUCAUGAAAUGGAAAUCCCGCAACAUACCUGAACUGGUUCCAGCGCGGGAAGCUAACUUAAAGUGCCCGCACAUCGUAAUCAAGUUCUAUGAAGAUCGUCUGUCAUUUAAGGGUCCAGAAAUCGAACAAUCUGAUAAAUAAUCUUCAAUGUACAGAUUUGGUAUUGUAACUUGAAGCAGCAAUGCAUGAAAAAGUUUUCCCAAUUUGUUUUUUUUGACGUUAUUUCCCACCGUCGGUUCAUUCUAUCGUUCUUUGCUUGCUCACGUGUGCGGAUUAAUCCUUUCAAAAGGCUUAUCAUUAUGUAUCUCCCCGAUGAAUCUAGUUGGUUAUUAACUGAAUUUAUCCCUGUACAUUGACGGUAACACAGAAUUGACUAAUUAAACGUUUGCAUUCCAUCCA